GCUCUUAUUUCCCUGCCCCUUCUCUCUCUUGAGCACUCUUGACUUCUGUCUCUCCCUUUCUCAUUGCCUCAUUCUCUUUCUCUCUCUAGCUUUCUCUGAAGCUGUAUUGGAUCUAAAAGUGGUUUUGCAGGCGCCGGAUGCCGGUCUUGUUGCAGAGGAAAAGUGGGUUUUGAUCUACAGUCUCAUCAAAAUCUGGUAUUGGCAUUAGCGAAAGGCAGUUUCCAAUCUCAAGCUCAAAUCCUUUCUCUCUCUAAAAUUUACCAGAAAAUCCUUUGGCCUCAAGCAUUCUUCCGGUUUGUUAGCUCUGUGAGUCUGGAUAAGUCCGUCAUUAUUCCUUAAGAAAACCUUUACAAAAGCCCUGCAAGCAUCUAAUUUUGCUUCUCAUUAGCCUGGAAUCCAGAAAAAAAAAACCAAAAAAAAGAAGUAUUUGUCAAAAAUAUUUCCAUAAUAUCACUAGCAUUUGUAGAUAGUUAACCUGGCUUGGGUCAUUCUCUCUCUUCCGUAGAAAAAACUUUAUAAAAACCAUCAAAUCAUGUAAUUUUCGGUUUCAUUCCCACCCCACAAAACAAAAAAAACUAAUUUUUUUUUUUCUUCAAAUCUUAUUUAUUGCAAGUUGUAAACUUUAAAAUUGUAGAAGGGCUGGCUAGAGUUCAAUCAUCAGUGUAGAAAAGCCUUUAGAAAAGCCUGGAAAUCAUGUAACUUGUUCUUCUUCUUCUUUCCGUUAAACCCCAUAAAAAAAAAAACCAAAAAAAGAGAGUGAAAAUCACAAAAAAAAGAAAAAAAGAAAAUAAGCUCUUCUUUCAGUUUUUUUAGUAGUUAGAAGAAAAGAAACAAAAAAAAAAAACCGAUGCCUGAGUCGGAGAACGUGACACCGGCCGUGUCGGCACCGGCGACACCGGGUACGCCGGGGGCGCCGCUGUUCUCGUCAGUGAGGAUCGACUCUCUCUCCUACGAGCGCAAGCAUUGUGGGCCAACCUGCUUCCACGACUUCCCCAAGCCCGAUGUCUCUCUCACCCGCAAGUUGGGUGCCGAGUUCGUUGGAACCUUUAUCCUCAUCUUCGGUGCCACUGCCGGCCCAAUCGUGAAUCAAAAGUAUAUUGGCGCCGAGACCCUUAUUGGCAAUGCAGCAUGUGCAGGUUUAGCUGUGAUGAUAGUCAUUUUGUCAACUGGCCACAUCUCUGGUGCCCAUCUCAAUCCGUCGAUCACAAUCUCUUUCGCAUUGCUUCGUCACUUUCCAUGGUCCCAAGUCCCUACCUAUAUACUGGCUCAAGUCUCAGCUUCCAUUUGUGCCUCUUUUGUGCUGAAAGGUGCCUUCCAUCCCUUCAUGUCUGGGGGGGUUACCGUCCCUUCAGGAAGUGACUGGCAAGCAUUCAUACUCGAGUUCGUCAUAUCCUUCAACCUCAUGUUCGUUGUCACUGCUGUAGCAACUGAUACUCGAGCUGUGGGGGAGUUGGCGGGAAUUGCAGUCGGAGCCACCGUGAUGCUCAACAUACUGGUGGCCGGAAUGGGAAGUGGAGGUUCCAUGAACCCGGUCCGAACCCUGGGGCCCGCCAUUGCUGCUGGCAAUUACAAAGCAAUAUGGAUCUACAUGGUAGCCCCCACUCUUGGGGCCAUUACUGGGGCCGCCAUCUACACAUUUGUGCGUCUCAGAGGGGAGGAUGGGGAGACACCAAGGCCUCGGAGCUUCCGUCGCUAGACACGUGUCUAUCAAUGGGACCCAUGCUUUGGUAGUGAUGCCAUGUUAUGCAUGAAACUCUGCAAAUCAAUGACUCUUGUCUGAGUGUGUGAUUGUGUUUGGCUUUAUAGGCUCUUGGAGCUUUUUAUGUUUAAGGUGAUGUUUGGCGUGAAGACAUAACAUUAUUACUAAGGUUUAGAGUGAUGUUUGUGUGCAAGUGAUAGUGAAAAUAAAUGUUCUUGUCGUGUAUA
Amborella trichopoda is the source of this 1926-nucleotide messenger RNA. It is a transcript of the gene NIP5;1, whose product is annotated as NOD26-like intrinsic protein 5;1. Gene Ontology annotation, biological process: transmembrane transport. Gene Ontology annotation, molecular function: channel activity. The record is from RefSeq and is a predicted model, not a curated record. Gene Ontology annotation, cellular component: membrane. Lineage: Eukaryota; Viridiplantae; Streptophyta; Magnoliopsida; Amborellales; Amborellaceae.